CACCACCGUGAUGUUGCUGUCAAAGAGGCUGUUCUAGUGAGUCAGCCUUGAUGGGAUGUGACCGUGAUCUCUGAUAGACAACAAAUGCAGGGACCCGGAUUGAUUUAAAUAAACAGUGUUUAGUCUGUUGGGACCUGUGCAUCAGAAUAGCUUGCCGACUUCUUGCGCACGUGUUUGGAGCCUGCCAGUGUCGCCCAGUCAUGGCAGAGCAGGACCCUCCUCCUAAGAAAGCGCCGGCGGUGGCCGCACUGCAUUCCCAUUUCAUCAUUGGAUCAGUGUCCGAGGAAAACUCGGAAGAUGAGAUUCCGGGGAAGCCGGACCUGCAGGUUGAGGAGAAGGAUCGGUCGCUGUCACCUUCCUCCAUCAGCUCGGACAGCACGUACGAGAUGGGAUUCGAAAGCCUGGACGGGCAUCUGAGACCCAGCAUGUCAGGGCUCCAUCUAGUGAAACAGGGUCGAGAUCGACGACGCAUUGACUUACAGAGGGACUUCACUGUAGCGUCUCCCGCCGAAUUCGUCACUCGCUUCGGGGGCAACAAGGUCAUCGAGAAGGUUCUUAUUGCCAACAACGGAAUUGCAGCGGUCAAGUGCAUGCGUUCCAUCCGCCGGUGGGCGUACGAGAUGUUCCGGAACGAGCGGGCCAUCCGCUUUGUCGUCAUGGUUACUCCCGAGGACCUGAAGGCCAAUGCGGAGUACAUUAAAAUGGCAGACCAUUACGUACCCGUUCCUGGAGGGACGAAUAAUAACAACUAUGCCAACGUAGAGCUUAUUUUGGACAUUGCAAAACGCAUUCCAGUUCAGGCCGUGUGGGCCGGAUGGGGCCACGCCUCCGAGAACCCCAAACUCCCUGAGCUGCUGCACAAGAAUGGAAUUGCCUUCAUGGGUCCUCCCAGCCAGGCUAUGUGGGCGCUAGGUGAUAAAAUAGCCUCAUCCAUUGUGGCUCAGACUGCUGGCAUUCCUACACUACCCUGGAGUGGAACAGGACUGACUGUUGAUUGGUCGGAGAAUGAUCAGAAAAAGAGAAUCAUCAACGUUCCCCCCGAACUGUACGAGCAGGGCUGCAUACACGACGUGGAGGAUGGGCUAAAGGCCGCGGAGGAGGUGGGCUACCCGGUGAUGAUAAAAGCCUCUGAAGGCGGAGGAGGGAAGGGUAUCCGCAAGGUCAACAAUGCCGACGACUUCCCCAACCUCUUCAGACAGGUUCAAACAGAAGUGCCUGGUUCGCCGAUCUUUGUCAUGCGAUUGGCUAAACAUGCCCGUCACCUGGAGGUGCAGAUCCUGGCUGACCAAUACGGUAACGCCAUCUCUCUGUUCGGCCGUGACUGCUCGGUCCAGCGUCGGCACCAAAAAAUCAUUGAGGAGGCCCCAGCGACCAUCGCGACCUCCGACAUCUUUGAGAACAUGGAGAAGUGUGCAGUGAAGCUGGCUAAGAUGGUGGGCUACGUGAGUGCUGGCACGGUGGAAUAUCUGUACAGUCAAGACGGGAGUUUCUACUUCCUGGAGCUCAACCCACGUCUGCAGGUGGAACACCCCUGCACUGAGAUGGUCGCCGACGUCAACCUGCCUUCCGCACAACUACAGAUUGCCAUGGGCAUUCCUCUCCACCGUAUUAAGGACAUCAGAAUGCUGUACGGGGUCCAGCCCUGGGGAGAUUCCAUGAUAGACUUUGAAGGUCUCUCUACUGCCCCCUCUCCACGAGGUCAUGUCAUCGCAGCCCGUAUCACUAGCGAAAACCCAGACGAGGGCUUUAAGCCCAGCUCAGGCACAGUUCAGGAGCUGAAUUUCCGCAGUAAUAAGAACGUGUGGGGUUACUUCAGCGUGGCUGCGGCGGGAGGUCUGCACGAGUUCGCCGACUCUCAGUUCGGUCACUGCUUCUCCUGGGGAGAAAACCGAGAGGAGGCAAUAUCUAACAUGGUGGUGGCUUUAAAAGAGCUGUCGAUCAGGGGGGAUUUCCGGACCACGGUGGAAUAUCUCAUCAAACUGCUGGAGACAGAGAGUUUCCAGCAUAACAGCAUUGACACUGGCUGGCUGGACAGACUCAUCUCUGAGAAAAUGCAGGCGGAGCGUCCCGACACUAUGCUCGGGAUAGUGAGUGGUGCUCUACACGUGGCGGAUGUCACCCUCAGAAACAGUGUGUCAAACUUCCUACACUCUCUGGAAAGGGGACAGGUGCUGCCCGCUAACACUCUGCUGAACACGGUGGACGUGGAGCUGAUUUACGAGGGCACUAAGUACGUCCUGAAGGUCACGCGGCAGUCGCCCAACUCGUAUGUCGUCAUCAUGAACAGCUCCUCGGCCGAGGUGGACGUGCAUCGCCUUAGCGACGGGGGUCUGCUGCUGUCCUACGACGGAAGCAGCUACACCACCUACAUGAAGGAGGAGAUUGACCGGUACCGCAUCACCAUUGGAAACAAGACUUGCGUGUUUGAAAAGGAGAACGACCCCUCGCUCCUGCGGUCGCCCUCGGCUGGGAAACUCAUCCAGUUCACGGUGGAGGACGGCGGUCAUGUGUUUGCCGGGCAGUGCUAUGCUGAGAUUGAAGUAAUGAAGAUGGUGAUGACGUUGACAGCUGCUGAAUCAGGCUGUAUUCACUAUGUGAAGAGAGCGGGUGCUGUGCUGGAACCAGGCUGUGUCAUCGCUAAACUCCAGCUGGACGACCCCAGCAGAGUUCAGCAGGCGGAGCUGUUUACAGGAUCUCUGCCCAGUGUCCAAUCAGAGGCUUUGAGAGGAGAAAAACUGCACCGUGUCUUUCACAGCACCCUGGACCAUCUGGUCCACAUCAUGAGUGGCUACUGCCUGCCAGAGCCCUUCUUCAGUGCCAAGCUGAAAGAGUGGGUUGAGAGGUUGAUGAAAACACUACGCGACCCUUCUCUGCCGCUGCUGGAGCUCCAGGACAUCAUGACCAGCGUGUCGGGCCGUAUCCCUCCCGCCGUGGAGAAGGCCAUUAAGAAAGAGAUGGCCCAGUAUGCCAGUAACAUCACCUCUGUGCUCUGCCAGUUCCCCAGUCAGCAGAUUGCCAACAUCCUGGACAGCCACGCAGCCACUCUCAACAGGAAGUCUGAGAGAGAGGUGUUCUUCAUGAACACACAGAGCAUAGUACAGCUGGUGCAAAAGUACCGCAGUGGUAUCCGCGGCCACAUGAAGGCCGUUGUGAUGGAUCUCCUCAGGCAGUACCUGAAGGUGGAGGUCCAGUUCCAGCAUGGCCACUACGACAAGUGUGUUUUUACACUACGCGAAGAGAACAAAGGCGACAUGGCCAACGUCCUCAACUACAUCUUCUCCCACGCCCAGGUCACCAAGAAGAACAGUCUGGUCACCAUGCUGAUUGACCAGCUGUGCGGUCGUGACCCCACGCUGACCGACGAGCUCAUGGCCAUUCUUACAGAACUCACGCAGCUCAGUAAGACCACCAACGCCAAGGUGGCGCUCCGCGCCCGACAGGUGCUGAUUGCCUCUCAUCUCCCCUCAUAUGAGCUACGACACAAUCAGGUGGAGUCCAUCUUCCUCUCAGCCAUCGACAUGUACGGACACCAGUUCUGCAUUGAAAACUUACAGAAACUGAUCCUGUCUGAGACGUCCAUCUUCGACGUGCUGCCCAAUUUCUUCUACCACAGUAAUCAGGUGGUCAGGAUGGCAGCUCUGGAGGUGUACGUUCGCAGGGCUUACAUUGCUUACGAACUCAACAGCGUUCAGCAUCGCCAGCUGAAGGACAACACGUGCGUCGUGGAGUUUCAGUUCAUGCUGCCAACCUCCCAUCCCAACAGAGGGAACAUCCCCACUCUAAACAGAAUGUCCUUCUCGUCCAACCUGAAUCAUUACGGCAUGGUUCACGUAGCCAGUGUGAGCGACGUUCUCCUGGACACCUCCUUCACACCUCCCUGCCAGCGCAUGGGGGCCAUGGUCUCCUUCCGCUCCUUCCAGGAGUUCACCAGAAACUUCAACGAGGUGAUGAGUUGUUUCUCAGACUCUCGUCCAUCCAGCCCAACCUUUCCCGAGGGGGGAAACCCCGUGCUAUACGGAGAGGAGGACAAUAAGAGCACACAAGACGAGCCCAUUCAUAUCCUCAACGUCGCCAUUAAAACUGACAGCGAUAUCGACGACGACGGCUUGGCCGCCAUGUUCCGCGAGUUCACUCAAUCCAAGAAAUCUCAGCUAUUCGAGCACGGAAUCCGCAGACUGACUUUCCUGGUGGCUCAGAAGGAUUUCAGGAAGCAAGUCAACUGUGAGGUGGAUCAGAGGUUCCAUAGAGAGUUUCCUAAAUUUUUCACCUUCCGUGCCAGAGACAAGUUUGAAGAGGAUCGUAUCUACAGACACCUGGAGCCAGCGUUGGCUUUCCAGCUGGAGUUAAACCGCAUGCGUAACUUUGCCCUGACCGCCAUCCCCUGUGCCAACCAUAAAAUGCACCUUUACCUGGGCGCUGCCCGCGUGGAGGUCGGCACGGAGGUCACGGACUACCGCUUCUUCGUCCGAGCCAUCAUCCGUCACUCUGACCUGGUCACUAAGGAGGCUUCGUUCGAGUACUUGCAUAACGAGGCGGAGCGGCUGCUGCUGGAGGCCAUGGACGAGUUGGAGGUGGCCUUCAAUAACACCACAGUCCGCACAGACUGCAACCACAUCUUCCUCAACUUCGUCCCCACUGUAAUCAUGGACCCCUCCAAGAUCGAGGAGUCGGUGCGUUCCAUGGUGAUGAGGUACGGCAGUCGACUGUGGAAACUGCGUGUCCUCCAGGCCGAGUUGAAAAUCAACAUUCGUCUGACACCCACAGGCAAACAGAUCCCCAUCCGCCUCUUCCUCACCAACGAGUCGGGUUACUACCUGGACAUCAGCCUCUAUAAGGAGGUCACCGACUCCCGUACGGGACAGGUGGGGCCCAAAGACCGACAGAUCAUGUUCCAGGCGUACGGGGACAAGCAGGGCCCUCUCCACGGCAUGCUAAUCAAUACACCCUACGUCACUAAGGACCUGCUCCAGUCCAAAAGGUUCCAGGCCCAGUCUCUGGGUACCACCUACGUUUACGACUUCCCCGAGAUGUUCCGACAGGCUCUGAGGAAGCUGUGGCAGUCCAUGGAUGCUCACUGCCAACUGCCCAAAUGCCCUCUGCCCUCCGAGCUGCUGACCUUCACCGAGCUGGUGCUGGACUCCCAGGGCCAGCUGGUCCAAAUGAACCGCCUACCUGGAGGAAACGAGAUCGGCAUGGUGGCGUGGCGCAUGACGCUCAGGACUCCGGAAUACCCCGGCGGCCGCGAGAUCAUCGUCAUCAGCAACGACAUCACGCACAAAAUCGGCUCGUUUGGGCCGCAGGAAGACGCCCUGUUCCAGCAGGCGUCCGAGAUGGCGCGCGAGAGCGGCAUCCCGCGAGUGUACAUCGCCGCCAACAGCGGCGCCCGCAUCGGACUGGCAGAGGAAAUCCGACACAUGUUCCACGUGGCCUGGCAGGACCCCGUUGACCCCUAUAAGGGAUUUAAAUACCUGUACCUCACACCUCAAGAUUACAAGAAGGUAUCCGCUCUGAACUCGGUUCACUGUGAACACGUGGAGGAUGAAGGAGAAUCCAGGUAUAAAAUCACCGACAUCAUCGGGAAAGAAGAGGGUCUGGGUGUAGAGAAUCUUAGAGGAUCUGGAAUGAUCGCUGGAGAAUCAUCUCUGGCCUACGAGGAGAUUAUCACCAUGAACCUGGUGACAUGCCGGGCCAUAGGUAUCGGGGCGUACCUGGUCAGGCUGGGUCAGAGGACCAUACAGGUGGAGAAUUCUCACAUCAUCCUGACUGGAGCAGGAGCCUUGAAUAAGGUGUUGGGUCGAGAGGUGUACACCUCCAACAACCAGCUGGGGGGAAUUCAGAUCAUGCACAACAACGGGGUCACACACAGCACCGUUUGUGAUGACUUUGAGGGGGUUUAUACCUUACUGCAGUGGCUCUCUUACAUGCCCCAGUGUACGUCUAGCCCCGUGCCCCUGCUCAUCCCCAAGGAUCCAAUCGACCGGCCCGUGGAAUUCGCGCCCACCAAGGCGCCCUACGACCCACGCUGGAUGCUCGCAGGACGAGCCAGCCAGAAUCCAAAGGGGGCAUGGGUGAGUGGUUUCUUUGACCAUGGCUCUUUCCUGGAGAUCAUGCAGCCGUGGGCACAGAGCGUGGUGGUAGGUAGAGCCAGAUUGGGUGGGAUUCCAACUGGAGUGGUUGCCGUAGAAACCAGAACCGUGGAGCUGUCUAUCCCAGCUGACCCGGCUAAUCUUGACUCGGAGGCCAAAAUCAUCCAGCAGGCAGGACAGGUGUGGUUCCCAGACUCGGCCUUUAAGACCGCCCAGGCCAUCAAGGACUUUAACAGAGAGGGCCUUCCCCUCAUCGUCUUCGCCAACUGGAGGGGUUUCUCGGGGGGCAUGAAAGACAUGUAUGACCAGGUGCUGAAGUUCGGGGCCUACAUCGUGGACGGACUGAGAGAGUACAGGCAGCCGGUGCUGGUCUAUAUCCCACCCCAGGCCGAACUCAGGGGGGGGUCUUGGGUAGUUAUUGACCCCACCAUCAACCCACGCCACAUGGAGAUGUAUGCAGACAAAGAAAGCCGUGGAGGAGUGCUGGAGCCAGAGGGUACGGUAGAGAUCAAGUUCCGUAAGAAAGACCUGGUGAAGACCAUGAGACGAGUGGAUCCUGUCUACACGGGACUCGCAGAGGGACUGGGCACCCCGGAGCUGAGCUCAGCAGAGCGGAAAGAGCUGGAGACCAAACUGAAGGAGAGGGAGGAGUUCCUGCUGCCCAUCUAUCACCAAGUGGCCGUACAGUUCGCCGACCUCCACGACACGCCGGGACGCAUGCAGGAGAAGGGCGUGAUCACGGACGUCCUGGAGUGGAGGACCUCUCGGCAGUUCUUCUACUGGCGUCUGAGGAGACUGCUAUUGGAGGACACGGUGAAGAGGAAGAUCCAGGCAGCCAAUAGCGAGCUGACAGAUGGUCAGGUCCAGGCAAUGCUGCGGCGUUGGUUCGUGGAGGCGGAGGGAGCUGUUAAGGCUUAUCUGUGGGACAGUAAUGAAGAUGUGGUGGAGUGGUUGGAGCGGCAGCAGACGGAGGAGGAUGGUGCCAGGUCUGUCAUCGACGAGAACAUUAAAUACAUCCGCAGGGACCACAUUCUCAAGCAGAUCCGCGGCCUGGUCCAAGCCAACCCCGAGGUUGCCAUGGAUUCCAUCGUCCACAUGACACAGCACAUCUCUCCGACACAGCGAGCGGAGGUGGUGCGCAUUCUGUCCACCAUGGACGCCCCGUCGUCAUCGUAGACGCGCACACAACACAUCAUCCAUCCUCCACUCGACAGAGCCCCCUGGAGUCCGGGGCCACUGACUUCUCUCAAUGCUCCGGCGGAUUAGCCGCUGGAACGUAGGGGCAAAGAGGAGCCAACGCGAAGCAAAGGGGCCGGAUAGGACUUUUUUUCUCACGUAUUACGUGUUGGCUGUGAUUCUACAGAGCGGGGAGUUUUUUCUUUUUGGCGAAUACUCCGCCACUGCUCUCAGUGUAAAAAGCUUUGAGUCAAAACGUUAUGCAACUGAGUUGAACAACGUCUUAAAGAGGAAAAAAAAAAAAAUAGUGAAAUAUUUAUGUUAUUUGUAUAGCAUCACAUUCCAUAAGCAGUCAAGUGCUGUUUGAAAUAUAAUCGAUGAACUAUGA
Messenger RNA from Chanos chanos (milkfish), 7650 nucleotides. It is a transcript of the gene acaca, whose product is annotated as acetyl-CoA carboxylase alpha. The coding region runs from base 201 to 7262 and encodes 2353 amino acids. Gene Ontology annotation, biological process: fatty acid biosynthetic process. Gene Ontology annotation, cellular component: mitochondrion. NCBI's taxonomy places the organism in Eukaryota, Metazoa, Chordata, Actinopteri, Gonorynchiformes, Chanidae. Gene Ontology annotation, molecular function: metal ion binding; ATP binding; acetyl-CoA carboxylase activity. The record is from RefSeq and is a predicted model, not a curated record. The transcript is spliced from 54 exons.